Molecule: messenger RNA, 483 nt
Organism: Guyanagaster necrorhizus
Lineage: Eukaryota; Fungi; Basidiomycota; Agaricomycetes; Agaricales; Physalacriaceae
Exons: 7
Coding region: 1-483 (160 amino acids)
Source: RefSeq, a predicted model, not a curated record
AUGUUCUCCCAGAUCAUCUCUCUUGCUGCUGUCGUCUUUGUCUAUACUACCCUGGCCCACGCAGAGUCGCAUACCGUUAAAUUUGUUAACAAGUGCGGCUACGGAACUCCUACCCUCAGUCAAAACUUCAAGACCUUGUCUACCGGCGGUGACUACACCGCAAGUGGGGCAUUUGAAGCUGCUAUCGCCUGGCUCAACACAGAUGCUUGCGGCUUUCAGGGUUCAGGAUGUACCCUUGUAGAGUUGACUUUGAAAAAUCCUACCUCAGCCGGAGCUGGAUCCAGUGCAGACAUUUCACUUAUUUCUCCUCAUACCUUCAGCGUGGCAGCCGCAUUUUCGUACUUCAACGGAUGUGACGGCCAGGGAAAGUCUUGCUCCAGCGCCAACUGUGCAAGUACGAGCGCUUUCCACGUCACUACCGACUACGGGGCCCAAGUACAGUGCGAAGCUGAUAAUGUCGGACUAACUGUUACUUUCUGCUGA